GAGGCGCGGGGUGGUGCGGGCGGGUUUUGUCGCGGUGCUGCGGCCGCUGCCGCUGCUUUCCGUUCCCUAUGGAAGAAAUGGAAGAGGAGCUGAAAUGCCCGGUGUGCGGCUCCUUUUACCGGGAGCCCAUCAUCCUGCCCUGCUCGCACAACCUGUGCCAGGCUUGCGCCCGCAACAUCUUGGUACAGACACCGGAGUCGGAGUCUCCGCAGAGCCGUCGCGCCUCGGGCUCGGCCGUCUCCGACUAUGACUACCUGGACCUGGAUAAGAUGAGCCUGUACAGCGAGGCGGACAGCGGCUAUGGCUCCUACGGCGGCUUCGCCAGCGCUCCCACCACCCCUUGCCAGAAGUCCCCCAACGGAGUCCGCGUCUUCCCGCCGACCGCCCCGCCGCCCCCCGCCGCCCUGGCGCCGCCGCCGCCGCCGCGGAACGCCUGCCUCACCUGCCCGCAGUGCCACCGCAGCCUGGUGCUGGACGAGCGCGGGCUGCGGGGCUUCCCCCGCAACCGGCUGCUGGAGGGCGUCAUCGACCGCUACCAGCAGGGCAGGGCGGCGGCUCUGCGCUGCCAGCUCUGCGAGAAGGCGCCCAAGGAGGCGGCCGUCAUGUGCGAGCAGUGCGACGUCUUCUACUGCGAUCCCUGCCGCCUGCGGUGCCACCCGCCGCGGGGCCCGCUGGCCAAGCACCGCCUGGUCCCCCCGGCACAGGGUCGCGUCAGCCGCCGCCUCAGCCCCCGCAAGAUCUCCACCUGCACCGACCAUGAGCUGGAGAACCACAGCAUGUACUGCGUGCAGUGCAAGAGCCCCGUCUGCUACCAGUGCCUGGAGGAGGGCAAGCAUUCCAGCCACGAAGUCAAGGCCCUGGGCGCCAUGUGGAAGCUCCACAAGAGCCAGCUUUCCCAAGCCCUGAAUGGGUUGUCAGACAGAGCCAAGGAAGCAAAAGAGUUCCUGGUCCAACUCCGCAACAUGGUGCAGCAAAUCCAGGAGAACAGUGUGGAGUUCGAGGCCUGCCUGGUGGCCCAGUGUGACGCCCUCAUUGAUGCCCUCAACAGAAGGAAAGCUCAGUUGCUGUCCCGGGUCAACAAGGAGCACGAGCACAAGUUGAAGGUGGUGCGAGACCAAAUUUCUCACUGCACGGUCAAGCUGCGCCAGACCACGGGACUGAUGGAGUAUUGCCUGGAGGUCAUCAAGGAGAACGACCCCAGUGGCUUCCUGCAGAUCUCCGACGCUCUCAUCAGGAGAGUGCACUUAACUGAGGACCAGUGGGGAAAGGGAACACUCACACCCCGGAUGACCACGGACUUUGACCUGAACCUUGACAAUGCCCCUCUGCUGCAGUCCAUCCAUCAGCUCGACUUUGUCCAGAUGAAAGGUAAGAACAUUUCCAGUGCCUUUCAAAAGCCUGUCUCUGCUCAUGCUGAAUGCUUCUAUGCAACUCAUCACAGAGAACAGGCAGGAAAGGAUCGUUUCUCAUCUCCCAGCAAGCCCCAGACCCAGAGUUAUUCCUGUACUGUGUAUUCUGCACCCGUGGGCCAUCUGCCUCUUUGUUUCGGAUCCCUGGGCAGCUGUGUGCUAGACCAAGGUGCCAGGAGCUUGAUUUUGUGUGACAAUGCAAUAGGAAGCAUUCUGCAGGCUGGGACCAGGGUCUCAGGAGUAGCACAAGGCACUUCUGAAACCCCUGCUCACACACGUUCGCUUGCUCAAUGCUGAGUAGUAUCUGUUGUGGGCCA
Pezoporus occidentalis (night parrot) is the source of this 1726-nucleotide messenger RNA. It is a transcript of the gene TRIM9, whose product is annotated as tripartite motif containing 9. Gene Ontology annotation, molecular function: zinc ion binding. Bases 69 to 1706 code for a protein of 545 amino acids. The record is from RefSeq and is a predicted model, not a curated record. NCBI's taxonomy places the organism in Eukaryota, Metazoa, Chordata, Aves, Psittaciformes, Psittacidae. Gene Ontology annotation, cellular component: cytoplasm. The transcript has 5 exons.